GCGCUCACCCAGCCCCUCUCCCCCAGCCGAGGUCCCAGCGCUGCUGCAGCCUGAGCCGAGCCCACCAUGGACACCGGAGUCAUCGAAGGGGGUCUCAAUGUCACGCUCACCAUCCGGCUACUCAUGCACGGAAAGGAGGUGGGAAGCAUCAUUGGGAAGAAAGGGGAGUCAGUGAAGAAGAUGCGUGAGGAGAGCGGAGCUCGCAUCAACAUCUCGGAAGGGAACUGCCCCGAGCGGAUCAUCACCCUCGCGGGACCCACCAACGCCAUCUUCAAAGCUUUUGCGAUGAUCAUUGACAAACUGGAAGAGGACAUCAGCAGCUCCAUGACCAACAGCACAGCUGCCAGCAGGCCCCCGGUCACCCUGCGGCUCGUGGUCCCUGCCAGCCAGUGCGGGUCCCUCAUUGGCAAGGGAGGCUGCAAGAUCAAGGAGAUCCGAGAGAGCACGGGGGCACAGGUCCAGGUGGCAGGGGACAUGCUGCCCAACUCGACUGAGCGAGCCAUCACCAUUGCUGGGAUCCCACAGUCCAUCAUCGAGUGCGUCAAACAGAUCUGCGUCGUCAUGCUUGAGUCUCCCCCGAAGGGUGUCACCAUCCCGUACCGACCCAAGCCAUCCAGCUCUCCCGUCAUCUUUGCAGGCGGCCAGGACAGGUACAGCAGCGGCAGUGCGAGCUACCCCCACACCGCCCCAUCCAUGUGCCUCAACUCUGACUUGGAGGGACCACCUCAGGAGGCCUAUACCAUUCAAGGACAGUAUGCCAUUCCACAGCCAGAUCUGACCAAGCUGCACCAGUUGGCAAUGCAACAGUCACACUUUCCAAUGUCUCAUGGCAACACUGGAUUCAGUGGCGUUGACUCCAGCUCUCCAGAGGUGAAAGGCUAUUGGGGUUUGGAUGCCUCUGCCCAAACCACCUCCCAUGAACUCACCAUUCCAAACGAUCUGAUCGGCUGCAUCAUCGGGCGUCAGGGCGCCAAGAUCAACGAGAUCCGCCAGAUGUCCGGGGCUCAGAUCAAGAUUGCCAACCCCGUGGAAGGCUCUACUGACAGGCAGGUGACCAUAACUGGAUCUGCAGCGAGCAUCAGCCUGGCCCAGUAUCUAAUCAAUGUCAGGUGAGUCCCCGAGCCCCCCGCGUGCCCCGCAUGGGGGGAAGGCGUUCCUCUCCUCUGUCCCUGUCCCCUCCCGUGCCUGCCGUCCCCU
Messenger RNA from Ficedula albicollis (Collared flycatcher), 1197 nucleotides. RefSeq names its product poly(rC) binding protein 2 (gene PCBP2). Bases 67 to 1113 code for a protein of 348 amino acids. NCBI's taxonomy places the organism in Eukaryota, Metazoa, Chordata, Aves, Passeriformes, Muscicapidae. Gene Ontology annotation, biological process: positive regulation of transcription by RNA polymerase II. Gene Ontology annotation, molecular function: mRNA binding; single-stranded DNA binding. Gene Ontology annotation, cellular component: nucleus; nucleoplasm; cytoplasm. The transcript is spliced from 13 exons. The record is from RefSeq and is a predicted model, not a curated record.